Molecule: messenger RNA, 1232 nt
Organism: Tachysurus vachellii
Lineage: Eukaryota; Metazoa; Chordata; Actinopteri; Siluriformes; Bagridae
Gene: hsd17b7
Product: hydroxysteroid (17-beta) dehydrogenase 7
Exons: 9
Coding region: 31-1041 (336 amino acids)
Biological process (GO): cholesterol biosynthetic process
Cellular component (GO): endoplasmic reticulum membrane
Molecular function (GO): 5-alpha-androstane-3-beta,17-beta-diol dehydrogenase (NADP+) activity; 3-beta-hydroxysteroid 3-dehydrogenase (NADP+) activity; estradiol 17-beta-dehydrogenase [NAD(P)+] activity
Source: RefSeq, a predicted model, not a curated record
AGCUGGUGUGAGCUGCUAGCAGUGUGUUGAAUGGACAGAAUGGGGAGAGUUGUGUUGGUGACUGGUGCAAACAGUGGCGUAGGCCUGGCCCUGUGUGAGCGCCUCCUAAGUGAAGAUGCUCAGCUCCAGCUGUGUCUGGCCUGCAGGAAUGAGCAGAGGGCUGCUGCAGCCCGUCAGUCUUUGCUCAUCUCUCACCCUAAAGCUCAGGUUUCUCUCGUUCGGCUAGAUGUGGGCAGCACGCGCUCUGUCCUCAGUGCUGCCGAGGAGAUCCGACAGAGAUUCAGCAGGCUUGACUACCUCUACCUCAAUGCUGGGAUCAUGCCUAGUCCACAGGUGGAUUUCAGGGCUCUCUAUAAAGGCUUGUUUUCUGGUAAAGCAAUCCACAUGUUUUCUACGGGAGAAGGGUUACUGACGCAGAAAGACGACGUCACAUCUGAUGGUCUACAACAAGUGUUUGCUACCAACCUGUUCGGCCACUUCUUACUGGUUCGGGAAUUGGAGCCCCUGUUAUGCCAACCAGGCCACAGCUCUCGGGUGAUCUGGACCUCGUCUAGCAACGCACGGCGUUCUGCUUUCAGUCUGGAUGACCUGCAGCACAAGCAAGGCACGGAACCGUACAGCUCCUCUAAAUACGCAUCUGACCUGCUGAGCCUGGCCCUGAACCGGCAUUAUAACAGCCAGGGUCUGUUUUCAUCAGUGAUAUGUCCCGGAUUGGUGAUGACUAACCUCACAUACGGCAUCCUCCCCUCCUUCUUCUGGACCCUUAUCAUGCCAAUAAUGUGGCUGAUAAGAAUCUUCACCAAUACCUUCACCCUCACACCUUAUAACGGGGCCGAGGCUUUGUUUUGGCUGUUCAAGCAGAAACCGGAGACACUGGAUCCGAUGGUCAAAUACCACAGUUUAACCUCCGGACUGGGAAACAAUUACAUACAGUCCCGCAAGAUGGAUAUUGAUGACACUACCUCAGCAGCACUUUACAAGAAACUUCUAGAAAUGGAGAAAACCUUGAGAAAGAAACUGAAAGAUGAAGAUGGAGCAUAACCCAAAUAAUUAAAUAAAUCCAUUACAAAGUUUUUAAACUUUACAUUUAAAUAGCUCUGCUAUUCUAUCUAUACAGUAUAUCUAUAUAUUCCUAAGACACUGAUGUAUGGAUUAUGACAAAACACCUACGUGCCUUAUGUGCUUUCAUUUUAUCCAGACAUUUCACUUCAACUUUCCAACAAUAAAAAAAA